AGUUGUCUGAGCGAGCGCGAGCCGGGAGCCGGGGCGGGCGCGGGCAGCGGCGGGCCGGCCGGGCUGUGCGGGGCGAGCGGCGGCGGCGGCGGGGGCGCUUCGGCCGGGGCGGCAGCUGGGCGCCGGCGGGAGCUAGCAGCGUCUGCAGCCGCGCCGGCCGCCAGCGCCCCGGCGCGCUCCGGCUCGGCCAUGGAGCUGCCAGCUGUUGGCGAGCACGUCUUCGCGGUGGAGAGCAUCGAGAAGAAGCGGAUCCGCAAGGGCAGAGUGGAGUAUCUGGUGAAAUGGAGAGGCUGGUCGCCCAAAUAUAACACGUGGGAACCGGAGGAGAACAUCCUGGACCCCAGGCUGCUGAUCGCCUUCCAGAACAGGGAACGGCAGGAGCAGCUGAUGGGAUAUCGGAAGAGAGGGCCGAAGCCCAAACCGCUAGUGGUGCAGGUGCCUACCUUUGCCCGUCGUUCCAAUGUCCUGACCGGCCUCCAGGACUCCUCCACUGACAACCGUGCCAAGCUGGAUUUGGGCGCGCAGGGGAAGGGCCAGGGGCAUCAGUACGAGCUCAACAGCAAGAAGCACCACCAGUACCAGCCGCACAGCAAGGAGCGGGCGGGCAAGCCCCCGCCGCCGGGCAAGAGCGGCAAGUACUACUACCAGCUCAACAGCAAGAAGCACCACCCCUACCAGCCCGACCCCAAAAUGUACGACCUGCAGUACCAGGGCGGCCACAAGGAGGCGCCCAGCCCCACCUGCCCGGACCUGGGGGCCAAGAGCCACCCGCCCGACAAGUGGGCGCAAGGUGCGGGGGCCAAAGGCUACCUGGGGGCGGUGAAGCCCCUGGCCGGUGCGGCGGGUGCUCCAGGCAAAGGCUCCGAGAAGGGCCCCCCCAACGGAAUGAUGCCGGCCCCCAAAGAGGCUGUGACGGGCAACGGGAUUGGGGGCAAGAUGAAGAUAGUCAAGAACAAGAACAAGAACGGACGCAUCGUGAUCGUGAUGAGCAAAUACAUGGAGAACGGCAUGCAGGCGGUGAAGAUCAAGUCCGGCGAGGUGGCAGAGGGGGAGGCUCGCUCCCCCAGCCACAAGAAGCGGGCAGCCGACGAGCGCCACCCUCCUGCCGACAGGACUUUUAAAAAGGCGGCGGGCGCAGAGGAGAAGAAGGUGGAGGCGCCGCCCAAGAGGAGGGAGGAGGAGGUGUCCGGGGUUAGCGAUCCGCAGCCCCAGGAUGCCGGCUCCCGCAAGCUGUCCCCGACCAAGGAGGCCUUUGGAGAGCAGCCCCUGCAGCUCACCACCAAGCCCGACCUGCUUGCCUGGGACCCGGCCCGGAACACGCACCCGCCCUCACACCACCCGCACCCGCACCCCCAUCACCACCACCACCACCACCACCACCACCACCACGCCGUCGGCCUGAAUCUCUCCCACGUGCGCAAGCGCUGCCUCUCCGAGACCCACGGCGAGCGCGAGCCCUGCAAGAAGCGGCUGACUGCGCGCAGCAUCAGCACCCCCACCUGCCUGGGGGGCAGCCCAGCCGCUGAGCGCCCGGCCGACCUGCCACCAGCCGCCGCCCUCCCGCAGCCCGAGGUCAUCCUGCUAGACUCAGACCUGGAUGAACCCAUAGACUUGCGCUGCGUCAAGACGCGCAGCGAGGCCGGGGAGCCGCCCAGCUCCCUCCAGGUGAAGCCCGAGACACCGGCGUCGGCGGCGGUGGCGGUGGCGGCGGCAGCGGCACCCACCACGACGGCGGAGAAGCCUCCAGCCGAGGCCCAGGACGAACCUGCAGAGUCGCUGAGCGAGUUCAAGCCCUUCUUUGGGAAUAUAAUUAUCACCGACGUCACCGCGAACUGCCUCACCGUUACUUUCAAGGAGUACGUGACGGUGUAGCCGGAGGGCGUCGGAAGGGGAAGCGCCAUUCCCGCGGGGGGGCGGGGAGCUGAGCACCUGGGGCCUCGGGGCGGGCUCCCCUCUCGCCAACCCGCCAACCGCGAGAGACCCAGGCUGGCCCCCAGGGUGAGGACGCCCGGAGCGGAGGUAACCAUGUUCCCCCUGCGGCGGCUGUCAGACCUGGGCGGAGGCCCCUUCCACGCGGUGCCGGCGGGGCUCGCCCUCUCCUGCCCUUCCCCGCUGGAGAUGGACCCCCGGAACGGACAGGGCAGCUCUGCGCCCGGCCUCAGAGUUCUAGUAUUAUAUUUUAACCGUGCUAACUUGUCAAGUGCUGACUCUACUCCCGUUUGUACGUGGUGUUAUUAUUGAAAUGUAUUGUUUGAGCUCAAAAGGCCCGACCACCCCCCUUCGGGCUGCUAUAUAUAUAUUUAUUUGUAGGUAUUUAUAUAUUGAAAUAUAAAAACCUAGAUUUAUGGAGUUUCCUCUAGAUCAUGUUAUAUUCUAUAUCAGACAAACUAUUUUCUUUUGACCUUUCUUCCCCUCCAUCCAGUAUUUCGGUUGAUUUCAUUUUCUCCCCUCUCUUCCCCUUCCACGAACUGCAAUACCAGUAACCUUGGUAUAUAUUUUUUGAUACUGUACACAUGGAUGUCUUGUUUCUAUGUGCAAAAAAAAAAAAAAAAAAAAGUUUGUUAAAAGGCUACACGAGCUCUCUAGAAACUGCUGCUACUAGAAAUGUCUAAACUAUAAGCUUCCAACUAUUACCUGCUUGAAUGUAAAUAUUAAAUGGAGAUGUUGAAGGUGCA
Molecule: messenger RNA, 2675 nt
Organism: Homo sapiens (human)
Lineage: Eukaryota; Metazoa; Chordata; Mammalia; Primates; Hominidae
Gene: CBX4
Product: chromobox 4
Exons: 5
Coding region: 190-1872 (560 amino acids)
Biological process (GO): protein stabilization; negative regulation of DNA-templated transcription; positive regulation of brown fat cell differentiation
Cellular component (GO): nuclear body; nucleus; cytoplasm
Molecular function (GO): histone H3K27me3 reader activity; phosphoprotein binding; chromatin binding
Source: RefSeq, marked validated